AUGGGUCAUAUGGCUCGAGAGUGUCCUUGCUACUUGGGCCGGCUUUUCCUGGGCUCGUCGCGGUGUGACGACCACUUUUCCUACACCCGGAUUUUUCAAGGUGGAUCUCGAUGUCACCAAGAGGGCCGUAGUUUUGGAGGUAGAUCUACAAGAGGCCGAUCUGGGGACAAAGUUCAAGGUCAAGCUUCAGGCUCUCAGCAGUCAGGCCGGAGGCAAGCGAGAGUGUUCACCCUCACACUCCUCAGGAUGCACGAGCUUCAAAUGUUAUGUCAGAUAAUCCAGCCUUCCCGCCAGCUCCACCCGAGGUGUAGGAGCGGACUACAGAACGCGUUAAAACUAUUAUGAUUAUUAUCAUAUAUGUUGAUUAUGAUAUCGGGAUGAGGCCUUAGUAAAACAUGCCACCUGAUAGGUUAGAUUAGGACCACGUGCGCAUCGGUAAUGAUUAAAGACAGGUAACAAGGUUAUUAUGGAUUUUUGCCCUGGUCGAGUAUAACUCUCUGGGCUGUGAAAGUUGACUGCCGGAGAAAGGUACCUGGUCGAGCAACGCUCUCUAGGCGCUGGUUUAGUUGGGAAUCAAGUGUUUAGGCUGGAUGUAAGGACCCUGGUCGAGCUUUAUUCUCUCAGCGCCAGACCUGUUGGAAUUAAGAGAGCCUAAAGGCUGCUAGUAAUUUGGGUUAGGGUUUUAGUGAACCACUCGUCCCACAAAUAUUAAAAUGUAUUUUUUUUUUAAGAUUAUGGUAUGAUUAUAAUAUGACUCGUAUUUGACGUACAUGGUAUGUUAUACUGAUUGUAAUAAUUAUUAUUUUCUGAGAAGACUGCAAUAGUCACAAGAUUAUUUGAUUUUAGCUCACUCCCGAGACUGACAGUCUCAAUUUUAUUUUUUAGGUGACAGUUAGUUCUUCGUCGUCCUGCAUUUUGACAGUCCGACUUCUUCUCCUUCGGACUUUUUGUAAAUAACCUGUACUCCCAUACUUUUGUUAUUAUUUACUCUAGACUAUCCGCAGUAGAGAACUUUUAAAUUGUCAUGAUUAGUCUAGUCCAUGUUGAACGUGGGAUGUUAUAAAGACUUGAUAGAAUUAUUUAUGGCAUGUCAAUCAUGAUUAUUUAUAUUUUAUUAACUGUUUAUUUGAAUUA
Messenger RNA from Ricinus communis (castor bean), 1134 nucleotides. RefSeq lists its product as uncharacterized. Lineage: Eukaryota; Viridiplantae; Streptophyta; Magnoliopsida; Malpighiales; Euphorbiaceae. The transcript has 3 exons. The record is from RefSeq and is a predicted model, not a curated record. Bases 1 to 345 code for a protein of 114 amino acids.